Letharia lupina is the source of this 492-nucleotide messenger RNA. RefSeq lists its product as uncharacterized. Bases 1 to 492 code for a protein of 163 amino acids. NCBI's taxonomy places the organism in Eukaryota, Fungi, Ascomycota, Lecanoromycetes, Lecanorales, Parmeliaceae. The record is from RefSeq and is a predicted model, not a curated record. The transcript has 2 exons.
AUGGCCACCUCCCGCUCCCCCACACCUCCCUCCACCAAACGCCUCCUCCAAGAGCUCAAAUCCAUCGUCGAAGAUCCAUCCCCGAUCCUCCAAUCCCUGAGCCCCGCGUCAGAAGCCGAGAUACUGCACUGGGAAGCCGUCAUGAAGGGUUUCCCUGGUACAGCUUACGAAGCCGGUCUCUGGCACCUCGACAUCCUCAUCCCGCCCUCCUACCCGCUCGCCCCGCCCAAGAUCACCUUCACAACUCCCAUCUGCCACCCAAACGUGGAUUUCAAAACCGGCGAAAUCUGCCUCGAUCUCCUGAAAACGUCGUGGUCACCUGCGUACACGCUCACAUCUACAUUGGAGGCUGUACACCAGUUGCUUGCGUAUCCGGAGGUGGAUAGUCCGUUCAAUGUGGAUAUAGCGACGCUGUUGAAGAGUGGGGAUAAGAUUGGCGGGGAGAGUUUGGUCCGAUUUUGGUGUGCGGAGAGGAGGUGGGGUGGCGGUUAA